Molecule: messenger RNA, 285 nt
Organism: Lachancea thermotolerans CBS 6340
Lineage: Eukaryota; Fungi; Ascomycota; Saccharomycetes; Saccharomycetales; Saccharomycetaceae
Product: DUF5137 domain-containing protein
Exons: 1
Coding region: 1-285 (94 amino acids)
Source: RefSeq, a predicted model, not a curated record
AUGAAAGAGAACAGCACGAUGCACAACAUUGACCCGUACGAAUGGCAGCUUGAUCAGGCACUACUCGCAAACGCUUCGCAGGCCGCACCUGCGGGGGCAGGCGCCUGGUCCGAUCGCGCUAUGCUCGAGCGCAGCACGAGCGCGGAGCCGCUGCCAAAGCUCGCCCCACUAGCAGCGCCUGCCAGCGAUGGCAGCAAGCGUGCACUCGAGUAUGAUGGUCGCCAAGAGGCGCCGAGCGUAACGCCCGGCAAGCGCACGCGGCGCGGAAGCCAGGGGGACACCUGA